Funneliformis caledonium is the source of this 498-nucleotide messenger RNA. The record is from the annotation of a GenBank genome assembly. NCBI's taxonomy places the organism in Eukaryota, Fungi, Glomeromycota, Glomeromycetes, Glomerales, Glomeraceae.
AUGCGUUCAAAAACCUCAGAACGUGGAUCUAUAAAUAAUGCAUCACAAGUUAAUUGUCCACAUAUUAAUAGAAUUACAAAAAAAGGUUCACCAGUAGUUAAAAUCGAAACUUCCUCAUUUAAGAAGCAUGUGGCUAAUGCUUCCCUUCGCUGUGAUACCUGCGAGUCUCGAAUACCCAAACUAUGGGUUUGUUUACACAACCGGUGUCGUGCAGUUGUUUGUUGUAGUAAUUCGAAAUAUCAUAUGCGCAAUCAUUUCGAAAUUUUACAUAAAGAAAAUCGUGAUGACGCAUGUCAUUCAGUUUAUGUUAAUCCGCGUACACUUACAAUAUGGUGUAUUGCUUGUAGUUCCGAGCUGAAUCCAUUUGAAGAUAAUAAUUUAAAUUCGGAAGCACUAGCAAGGGAAACGAAACAAGUCACAACAAGCGGUGGAUCAAUCAACAAUAGAUGUCCCAGGUCUCGUCGGUUUGAAGAAUUUGGGAAUUACUUGUUAUGCAAG